Rhea pennata is the source of this 7780-nucleotide messenger RNA. Its product is annotated as E3 ubiquitin-protein ligase TRIM15-like. NCBI's taxonomy places the organism in Eukaryota, Metazoa, Chordata, Aves, Rheiformes, Rheidae. Bases 4877 to 6352 code for a protein of 491 amino acids. Gene Ontology annotation, biological process: regulation of gene expression; innate immune response; protein ubiquitination. Gene Ontology annotation, cellular component: cytoplasm. The transcript has 43 exons. The record is from RefSeq and is a predicted model, not a curated record. Gene Ontology annotation, molecular function: ubiquitin protein ligase activity; protein binding.
AGGCGGAGAGGAUCAUGUCCGGGAACUGCGGCGUGGUGGCGAUCUGCGUCACCCAGCCGUUGUGGCCCUUCAGGGUGCCGCGCAGCGUCAUCUGCUCCGUCAUGGCGGCGGCGGGAGGAGGAGGAUGGCGGCGGAUUCGGCGGAGGCCCCGGCCCGGUCCCGCGCGGCCGCAGACGCCGGCGGCAAAGCCAAGGAGAGAAAGAGCAACGCAGCUUCCGGCGGAAGCGGAAAUAGCCUCCGACGGAAGGGAGGGCCUGUACGGCAAGGAGGCAACAUGGCCGCUCCCAGUGAAAAGGGAAAACAUGGCGGCGCUCAUAGGGCAGUGAGGCUAAUAUGGCAGCGUACGGAAAAAGGAGUGUGGAGCCGAACAGUAAAUAGCAAAAACCCAUCUUCCUUCACAGUCCUAGCCAUGAUGGCACCAAGACAAGCACCUCUCGGCUUCCAAGUGACUCAAGUAAUUUUACCCUCCUCCUUCUCCUCUUCCAAGUCAUCAAACCCUGCUUCAAUGUCCAUCUUCUUGAUUUACAGGGAGAGAGAAAUCCACAAAUACUCAAAGCCUGGCAGGGGAGAAGUCCACCAGCUGCUUUCUGAAGUAGCUGAGAACUCGCUUGCAGGGGCUCUGCCUUCAGCACAGCGAGCUGAGUAGGAUAGGGCGGGUGCGUCUCUGUUGCUUUUCUUUACCCUCGCCACUUCCGUUGUGGUCUCCAAACUUGCAACACUCCUGGUUUUCACCAGCCUCUACUUUUGAUUCCGUGAACAUCAGACAGCUUUUUUGGGUUUCGCAUCACUGACCCUUGCUGGCCCCCACUGCUGGCUACCCCCAGAUCUGAAAAGGAAGAGAAGGACAUCAGGCACUGUCCACACAUUGUGGAGUGUAGGAUGGGCAAGGAGGAGCAAUGCGUUUGGGGUACCCAGGCUUUCGUACCUCUCCGCAGACAGACAGCCACUUUUGAGAAGAGCAGGGGGAACAUCAGCCAGGCAGAGGGAGCUUCUGGAAGAGAUUUGCUCCCCCUACAAGUGAAAGCAUCGACCGGAGAUGCGCAUGUGUGGCAGGCAGGAUCCUGUUAAGGAUUUUCUGCGCUAAGACCUCGCUCCCCUGGUACGAAUCUUCCCAAGCCAAGUUCAACUCACGUGCUGCUUUCCUGAGAGCUGAGCUCCAGCAGACACUGAAACCUGGCUGAUUCUGUUCCCUCAGUAGUUUCUUCCAACGCUCAGGAAGAACCUCACAGAUGUGUUCAAGGUUCUUCCCCAGCGUGGAGUCUCUGAUGCUUAAUCAGAUGGGAACUUCGGCUGAAGCUUUUCCCGCAGCCAGGGCAUUUGUAAGGCCUCUCUCCGGUGUGGAUCCGCUGGGUUUUUCUCCCAGGUGGACUCGCUGGUGGGUGUGGAGCUGGGAGGCCUGCAGGAAACUGGCCCCGCAGUCGGCGCAUGCGUGGGGCCUGCCCCCGGCGUGCAGCUUCUGAUGACGCAGGAGGUGGGACCGCUGGAAAAAGCUCUUCCCGCAGUCCAAGCAGGGGUAAGGGCGUUCGCCCACGUGCAGCCGCCGGUGCCGAAUCAGGUGCGAACUCUGGAUGAAGCUCUUCCCACACUCCAGGCAUUCAUAGGGCCUCUCCCCUGUGUGCAGCCUCUGAUGGGAAAGCAGGUCUGAGCUCUGGAUGAAGCUCUUCCCGCACUCCAAGCAUUUGUAAGGCCUCUCCCCUGUGUGAGUCCGCUGGUGGGUCACGAGGUUCGAGCUCAGGUUGAAGCUUUUCCCGCACUCCUGGCACUGGGAUUUUCUGCUGGACUUCGCAUCCCUUCUCUUCUUUGCAUCCUUCCCCAGAAAUGAUGGCUUUAGGUGCUUUCUUCGGUGGUGGAUUUUCUAGCUGCCUCUUUAACCUCUCCUGAUGGCUCCAGUUGUUGCUGUGCUUAAGAUGCUGGGGAAAAUCCCCUCCAGAGAUCUUCAGCCACAUCUUCUUCAGUUUGGUGGGUUUGGAAAGCUCCUGCAGUGAGCUCGCCGUGUCCAUAUGGCCUGCCAGCUUGUAUUCAGCUGGGUGCUGGGACAGAAAACAGAGUCAAGCCUGGAGCAGGCUUCAUAUUGAUGCCUAAAUUAGUUGUAAGUGCCUGUGUGUGAGCUGGCGACUUAAGCUGCCUCUACAGCCCAUGGAAAUCUGUGUGGAAGGCAGACGUUGGUGUCUAGCGUCAUCCCGAGCCCCCUGGAGACCCUCAAGCGAUGGUGAAAUGGAGCCUGCAGUAGAGAGCUGAGUCCAGAAGGGACCCUUUGAUCCUUCUGGGUAGCACAGGCAGGUAAUUUGACUCAGACCAGGAACAAAUGCAACAACUUGGGGCAUACUUCAGUGAUAAACCCAGCCCCUAAGAGCAGUCCCUUGCUCCUUGCCUUCUGCUGCCUGUUUCAUUCCCAUGGUGCCUCCCUGAGCUGGAGACCCAUCACUAUCUGAUAUUUCCUCCUAAACCAGCCGAUGGUUCGCUUGUAAAACUGAGAAAAUGCUCUAUCGUGCAAUAGUUCGAAUGGAGAAAAGGUAAGGUGGGGGGGAAGGAUUAUUUAAGGAAAACAUGUCUGGAUGAGAAGCUGUCCUAGCUGCCUUGGUCAUGCCUGGAAAAGAAAAAGCAAGCCCAACCGUACACGCACACGUUCAAAGCAUGCGGUGGAGGUGGGAGAGUUAAGCACACGCUUGCAGCCUAUCAGCACUGAUGGGACAUUAUUAAUUAAACCAUGGGGGCAUCACCAAGGUGAUUAAUCUCCAGGAUUAUCAUCUCUGGAGAGCUUCUACCUUACAAGGAACCACAGCCCUUGGUGCUGGGAUCCAGCAGCUCUUUGCUAACCCAGGACCCUCUUUUCUAGGUUGGAUAUGUCCGAUCCUGGCCAGGGAUAGUUUUUUACGGUGCCGUUCAACAGAAGACGCCAGAAAAAACCAUCCCCAGAUAGGGACAUGGGGAAAUUUCUCCCGACCGGGAGGGAAGGGACAGGAACAGGGGUGGCUCUGGGCCUGGGGAGGGCUUUGCACUGCAAACAUGCUCUCAGGCCUCCCUCCAUCGCCCCCUUUUACCCUUUUCCAGGCGAGCGGAGGCUGUGAGAAGCGGGGGGGAGAAGGAAGACCCCCUCCAGGGAUCUCACCCCGCUCCUUCCUUCCGAGCCUUGCUCGUCCCUCGCGCCCUGCGGAGAUGGGCUUGCUGCUCCCUCUGCGAUUUUUCCCGGCCGCAGGGACAGGGUGGCAGAGCCCCCCCCAGCUCCCCAGCCCACCCUCGGCGUUACCUGCUGGCUGCAGGGACGGAGGGGACCGGGCGGUGGCCCGUUGUCCUCUCCGGCUGCUCGAGGACACCGAGGAGGCAGCAGUGCCGGCAGCUGGGGAGGGAGGGGGGGGCUGACCCAGGAAGGUAAACAGAGAAAGCCAGAGCCUUCCUCCUUCCCCUCCUCCUCCUCCUUCCACCCACCCUUCCCCAGCACUGGAGCCCGCUCCCGGCACCCUGCUCCCUUCCUUGCCCUAGGGCAGCUCCGGAUGGUCCCAUCCCGGUUGAUCCAAGGGAUGAUGCUCCGAGGCGGAUGCAUCCGCCCACCUCUUCCCGAGCCCCGGACCCAAAUAUUCCCCUCCGGCGGCGGAGGCUGGGCUUUGCGGGCGCCUUCCUCCAGCAGCCGCUGGAGACGCCGGCUGCGACUCGAGCACAAGCCGCUCUUUCGCUCCAAAUAAUUCGAGCGCAGCUUUUCGGCUCGGCUUUGCCGCGUUUUCGACCUCCCCGCCGCGUUUCAGCGCGGUUCUGGCUCCGAGGCUUUUCCCUGCCUGACUUUCCUUAGCCAAAACGCAGAUCCUCCCGUUGCAUCUUUGCGUUCAUCCUUUAACACAGCGAGACUUUUCCUCCCUAUCUGACUAUAAUUGCGUUCCCCUAUGCUGGGAAAAGAUCCAGUCUCAACCCUGUCUAAAUCCAGAUCUUUUUCCAUCCGGUUUUAGAUUUUCUGCAGGAUUUAGCCGCAGAGACAGGAAUAAACAAAUUGCAAGACGCCGCGUGCUUUAAAAUCCAGACGGGUAAAGAAAACUGCCUGGAAAAUAGACGUGAGUCAGCGAGUGCGAAUAGACUCCGCUGCAAAUAAUUCGGCGAGGCAGGCGCGGAGAUGAAAAGCCGUCCGCUGCGGGCGGUUCUUGCAGCCCCGCCAGGCCAGCGGCUCGAGUUUCGGGCCGGGCAUUCCUCGUCCCGUAAUUCGGGCGUCUCAAAUGGCAAAGGUUGAAGGCGCUUCAGCUUCCCGCGCCGGAGGAGCUGGGAUGCCCGGCUGCAGAGCUGCCGACGGGCGGGCGCCGUUCUUGUUCACGUGGCCUUAAUUCCUUAAUUUUUAAGCUUGUGGAGGGGCGGGGGGGAUGCAAGGCCAAGAGCAGUCUCACGGGGAACUCUCCGUGUGAAAUAAAGCAGCCCCGGUGAGGAUUUGAGGGCGAGAUAACGAGCUCAGGGCGUCUUUCACUGUAACUGAGCGUUGCUUUACGGAGAAAAAAAAAAAGAAAAAAAGAAAAUCAGCUAUGAAAAUGAGUCCUCCAGGGAGAUAGCUCUGGGGCCGCGUUUUAAUGAUUAAUUUACUCUGAGAAAUGGGAAAUAGAGGCAAAUAUUCUCCAAGCAACCGGUGGCAGAGGCGGCGCCUCCGGGGAGGUGCCCGCGUUGGACCUCCGCUUCUCUCCCCCUCCGGAGGAACCUGCUCUCCUGCCGUGACUAUAUAGGGAUCCUCCGAGACCGGCCUCCCUCCUCCCAAGCCUCCUUCCCCCUCGGCAUUUCAGCCGGCUAAAAUUAGGCGACGGGAAGGUGCCCGGGCUGCCAGGCGCCCCGGGGAGCUGCGGACCCCCCCCCCCCCCCCCCCGGGAGGGUGGCUCAGCGCCGCGGGCGCUGUCCGGUCCGGCUCGCACCGAUGGACACAGGGAAAAGGGACGCGGAUGUCGUGGGGGCAAAGACCAAGUUAGAUAAAUCUAUAACCGAUGUCGUUGCCGGAAUACGGCGAUCAGUAAAGAGCGGCGAGGGCAAAACGGGGUUUGGAGCUUUCCGCGGGGCGCCGAGAAGGUGCCGCUUAGGGCGCAAUUUUCUCCCCGUCUCUCUUUCAGGCGAGCGGGAUGCAAAAAUCAGGAAGUUAGCGGAAGAGCCUGAAAGCGACACAGAGCUUGGAGAACUCGCGGCGGAGAUUGAUAAUCUGACGGCAGAGCUGGAGGAACGCGAUAGAAAAAUCAGGAAACUUGCUUCAGACCUCGGAGACUGCGAUACCAAAAUCAAGGAACGUGAUAGAAAAAUUACCAAGCUCGCCGCAGAAAUACGAAGACUCAAUGCAGUGCUUGGGGACCGAGACUCGAGUCUUCGGAAGCUCACUACAGAGCUCACAAAGUGCAAUGCGACCAUCCGGUUAUUUACCGUGGAGCUGGGGGAGCGCCAUACAAAAAUAGGCGAACUUACAGCAGAAGUUGGGGACUUUGACAGAAAACUUCGGAAAUAUGCAGCAGAACUUGAGGAACGUGAUGCAAAAAUAAGGGAGCACGAAGCAGAGAUAAGGAGGCUUGGUGAGCUUCUGGAGGACCGGGAUUCAGAAAUCCGGAAACGGGAUGCCACAAUCGGAAAACUGACGGAAGAGCUCGAUGAAUCUUCAGAGGAGCUUGAGGAAUGUGAUCUAGAAAGCAAUGAAGCCAGUGAAGAACUCGGGGAACACGAUGGAAAAAUAGGUGAACUCACCGCAGAGCUCGGGGAACGUGAUGCCAAAAUCGAUGAACUCUCUGCAGCAAUUGAUGAGCGUGACAGAAAAAUUGAUGAACUCGCUGCAGAGCUUGAGGAAUACAAAGCAAAAAUAAGAAGAUGCAUUGAAGAACAUAGGAAAGGUGAUGGAAAACUGGCAAAUGUGACUCUGGACCCAGAGACCGCCCACCCUCGCCUCAUCCUGUCCAACGAUCAGAAAAGCGUGAGAUGGGAAUACCUGCUGCAGGAGCCACCCGACGGCCCCGAACGCUUCGACGCCAGUCCAUGCGUGCUGGGCUGCGAGGCGUUCGCCUCCGGCAGGCACUACUGGGAGGUGGACGUAGCGGAGGGGCUGUACUGCGCCGUCGGGGUCAGCAGAGAGUCUCUGCGGAGGAAGGGAGUCAUCGGCUUUAGUCCCGAGGAAGGGAUCUGGGCCGUGCAGCAAUGGGGAUUUAAGAACCGGGCCCUCACCUCCCCUCCAACUCUCCUUAACCUGCCACGAGUCCCCAAAAGGAUCCGUGUCUCUCUCGACUACGAGUGGGGAGAGGUGGCGUUUUUUGACGCUGAGAACAAAGUACCGAUCUUCACUUUUCCACCAGCUUCCUUUGCUGGAGAGCGAGUCCGGCCCUGGUUCUGGGUCGAGCUGGGCUCGCUCUCCCUCGUCCGAUGACUUUUGCAUUCCUCUUUGUGCCUCCGGUGGUGAGAAGGUGGCCCUGGAGGUAGGAGGAGUGGUGGCAGGAUCUUGCCCCAUCCAGUCUCUUUGACAAGAGGAUGUCUAAGAGCAGCCCUUGGAGACCAGAGGAGAAACACUCUCGGGUGGAGCAGAGGCUGAGACCUAGUCCUCCCCCUUCCCAGGCAAGAGCUCCAAGGUUAUCGAGCAGAAGAAAGGCAUCCGUUCCUGCACGUCCUUGUUCUGCCUCCAGAAUGGAGUGGUGUAAGGUCUGCCCAGUCGCAGCCCAGUGUCUCCUAUUUGCAGUUCACAGGCAGCAUAUAGGAACAUCAAAGGACCUUCAGCGAGACGUAGGCUCGCCAUUCAUUUGAAGGGGAGAGGUGGGCACAGUCCACAUUUUCGGCAUCAUCCAAGCAAAAGUCCAAGCUGCCAUCCAGCAUUUUCUUCUCACUUGCAUAUAGGGUGGUUACAGCACAGAUCGAGAUUUCUACCAUGGUGCCACUUUGAUAGGAGGCAGAGGAAAAUAAGCACUUUUGGUGUGCCGCUCAUCCUGUUGUGGACAUCAGGAAAAAAAAAUGGGUAAAUCGUGAUUUCCGUGUGCCUUUCUCUCUCCAUCAACUGUCAAGGCAGAAGUCUACACUCAGACGAGAUUAAGUCACAGCUUGCAUUACAAAUUCAGGUCCUUUGCCCUUGGACAGAGAAAGGAUUUGGCAAACCCAGUGUAACUGCAGAGCUCCCAAGUGCCUGCUCGAUGCUCUUAGCAUCAUGCUCCAAUGUUGCUGCAGUUUGCUCCCUAAAUGCUCAAGCUGUCGUGCUGCUGAUCGUGCCAUUGGUCCCGUAAUACUUAUAUCAGAGCUGGGCAUAGCCAGGUCCUCUGGCAGGACUAAUUUGACUCAGAUUUGGCCUGUGCAGAGGACGAUAGGGGUUACUCAGAGUCCGUGGGUUGCUGCUUAGCCCAGCUCUGUGCCUUGGGGGCUGCCUUUGGGAGAAGAGAUGAGCCUGGAUUUGGCACCAAGCCGGCACGAUGCUCACGGAUGAAAACUGGAGUGCCAGACACACAGUCUGCAGACAGCGCAAAGUUAAGGCCUGAAGAAGCUUAAGCCAGAACACAGCUCUGCAUUAUGCUGCCACAUUUCCAGUGAGGUACUGGGAGCCCAAAAACUAGAUUCAUGAUGUGGUCAAACCAGUGCUCAGGGUCAGUGUUGGAAGAUGGGCAAUUAGAAGACAUCAGCUAGAGUCGGGGAGGAACCUGUGGGCUUUACCUUUCCCUACAUCUCACUGGACUUUAGCAGCUACCAUUGAGUCACUUGUUAAUGUUUGCUUGUUCUUAGCUACCUGUAAAGCACUAAAUCUUGUCUUUCGCACCCCGUGUGAAGGCCAGCUGGUAGUUACCAGUGAACAAUAAACUAUCUGAGCCUCUCCAGAGAA